Messenger RNA from Choloepus didactylus (southern two-toed sloth), 3418 nucleotides. RefSeq lists its product as uncharacterized. Bases 1642 to 2514 code for a protein of 290 amino acids. The record is from RefSeq and is a predicted model, not a curated record. The transcript has 2 exons. NCBI's taxonomy places the organism in Eukaryota, Metazoa, Chordata, Mammalia, Pilosa, Megalonychidae.
GCUUGGUAAACCACCACAGUCCAGAGCUCCAACUUUGGAGGCCGUGAAUCCCAGCCCUGGGAUUUCAUUGCUGUGUGACCAGAGGCAAGUCACUUGCCCUCUCUGAGCCCCACCUGGAAAGUGGGGAUGUCAAUGGUGCUUAUUCCGCAGGGAUGCCAAGAGAAAGUAUAAAGGCCAUGGUGUGCGCUCUCCACGGGCAUCAUCACUGACACUGUGAGGAGGGGCGAGCAGACUGACAUGAGGGCACACACCUAAGCACUGGCACCCGUAGCCCUGGGGUUCCGUGGACAAUUUCAGCCCCACCAUCGGCCCAUAGGGACGCUCCCACCCACCCCCAUGAGUGGUUCUAGAGCCUGCCCCCCUGGCCGGUGUGACCGAGUGAGAGUCUGGGUCGAAGCUGUGCCUGGGGCAGCCGGCCAGGACGGGAGCCCCAUGUGGCCCUCGCAGGAUGCCCUGAGCCCGGGAAGGGCAGCUGAGAAGCUCCCGGAGGCAGCCCGGCUGGCCCUGGGCCUCCAGGCUGCCGUGCCAGGGCAGAAAGCACCCUCCAGCCCACAUAAAGGUGACUCAGGUGGGUGUGACCCUUCCACCGGAGGGCCCAGGGCCCGCCAACUCAUUAGGUGUUCCAGGCAUCCCAGGAGGAAGCCCCACACCCCACACUUCCUGCGCCAGGCCCUGGGCUGGGGCUUGUCCUCACAGGAGCUGAACAGGCCGGGAGCAUUUCCCCCACAUUCCACAGGAGAACCUGAGCCCAGAGAGGCUCGGCGUCUCACCCAAGGUCACACAGCAGAGAGCAGGGCAGCAGGGCGUGAACUCCGUCCCUCUAACUCCCAGGCUUGGUCCUUUGGGUGAUGUCAGGGUUGGAAACGUGUGCCCUGGCCUCCGCCAGCAAGCAGAGCCAAUCCCAGCAGCUUCUCAGACUUUCCAAAGGCCAGGGCCAGUCACCAGGGUGAGGACAGGAGGAGGGAAAUGUGGGAAGACGGGGAUGAUCUGGCCGCAGGCUCCACAGAGCUCACGUCCGGCUACUGAUAUUUGCCAAAGAGCUGCAGGAGGGGUCCUUGAGGGGGGACGGAAUCUGGGAUCCAGGCAGAUGUCAUUAAAGAUACAUUUAAUUACGAAAUAUUUCAAACCUGAGGGGCGGCCACCUCUGCAGAGCCACCUCCCUGCUCACAAGCUGCUGGGACCUUGCCUGGCUCAAGGUCAAAGACUCGCCCGGGCAGGUCACCAGGUACUUAGCAGGUGUAUGUUUCCUGUUGCGGUAGCAAAAUGAUUGCGCACUUCGUGGGUUAAAAUGACGCACAUUUGUUUAUCCUCUGAGAGGCCAGAGGUUCCGAAUCAGUCCCACAGGCUGAGCUCAAGGUGUCGGCUGGGCCAGUUCCUUCUGGAGACUCCAGGGGAGAACCGGUUUCCUGCCUUCCCGGGCUCCAGAGGCCGCCUGCUGUCCCGGGCUCGCGGCCCCAUCCUCAGAUCCCUCUAGCCUCUUGCUUCCAAAGCCACACCUCCUACUUCUGCACCAAAUCUUCUUCCUCCUUAGAGAGACCCCUGCGAUGACACAGCCCGGGAUCACCUCCCCAUCUCCAAACCCGUGACCUAAUCACACAGCGAAAUCCCCUUGGCCACGCGAGGCAACCUUCUCAGGGCUGGAUGUCUCAGGCCAUGUUCGGCCCUCCGCGACAGGCCUUUACUGGACGCGGCUCUGCCCUGCCAUUUCCCAGUCCCCACUGUCUCCAAGACCCACGGACCCACCGUGCCACCCGCGAGACUGAAGAGCCGCUUUUGGGAGGAGGGAGGUGCACAUUUGCAGGGGUUGCUGCAGGCAGGCACAGGUGCUUCCUACCCCACGUCGUGUUCUGUUUCUUCACCGUCCCCCGAACAGCCGCCAGUCAGCCGCGGGCACUGACAGCAGGCGUGUGGCGUCUUCAGGUGGGAGGGAAAAGGCCUCCCCUCACUUCCUUUGUUGGGGCUCCCUCUGGCUUUUAUCUGACUGGCCGGCUCUUCCUGCCACUGCGAAUGUGCCCUGACGGUGGCUCAGGAAGCCGGGGCCCCCCGAGACCAGGCCAGGCCCCCACCCCGGAGGCUGCAGGCAGUGGGCUCCCCUCCCAGGGCCACGGGCCCCACCCAGGCCGGCCACCCCACGUACCCCAUUGCCCUACUGCCUGCCCUGGCCCAGCAUCCCCAGCAUCGGUCACCAACGGGCAGAGAGCCAAACAUUCAUUGAGCGCUUGCUGCAUGCAGCACUGUGAGGUCAACAUGGGAGGCCUGACGACGACCUGGGGGUCAACGUGGCUGCAGUGCUGGGUUCUGGUGUGGCCAGGGCCAGGGGCCUGUGGGAGGGGGAUCCCCUUCAGCCCCUCCCUCCAGGACCCUGGUAUCCCACAGGAAACACGGCACCCCCCUCCAGUAACCCAAGACGAGCGAAGCACGCCCUGUGGCCUGGAGAGCUCACGGCCCCCAGGAGCCUCAGUUGUCCGCUUCUGUGAAAUGGGGUGGGGGCCCUGCGAGCCCUUCCAGCCCUGACUCUCCAAGCCCCAGGAAUAGUACAGACAAAACCUGGCAGGCUGUGUUUUCCAGAAGCAGUCCCACCGUAUUCCCCACCCACGUGCUCUUCCAGAACCUUCUGUUUGUAUCCCCUUCCCUUUACCCCGUGGGGAGGGAGACUCAUGAUGGCCUCUAACAGCGUGUGGUGGAAGUGGCAAAACCCAUGCAGCUCUGAAGAUAAGGUGAUAAAGGUGACGUGGCUUCUGCCUGGCUCUUCCCCCGGGGACUUCAGGUCUCGGAACUGGCCGCCAUGUGUGAGGAGCCCGAGAGAGUGUAUGGAGAAGGCGACACAGAGACAAACCGAGAUCCCAGCUGGCAGCCGGCACCAACUCGCCAGCCUCACGAAUGCACCAUCUGGGAAGAGGAUCCUCUGGCCCAGCUGGCACCGCAUGGAGCAGAGACCAGGCCUCACCGCCCCGCCCCAAACUGCAGAUCUCUGAGCAGAAUGCACGAGUGGUGGUGUCUGAUGCCGCCGAGUUUGGGGUGGGGUGCUACACAGCAAUGGAUAACGGAAAGAACGUUUCCAGACAGGGACUAGGUCUUCUCCUGACUGGGGCCCACAGCCUUUAGCAUUCACCAGGCACCCACAAAUACCCACUGAGGACUGGCUUUCUCCUGUGCACAAGGCAGCAGUAGGGGAGCAAGGGCUCCCCGAGGCCAGGCACGGCUGUGAGCACGGAAUUUAUCUAACUCUAACAACAAUCAUCCCCCUUUUACAGAUGAGGAAACUGAAGCACAGAGGGGUUAAGUAACUUGCUUGAGGUCACACAGCCAGGAAGUCGAACCAGGCUGGUGACUCUGGAGUCCUUGCCCUCACCCAUUAGGCUUGACCGCCCCUCCUCAGUGGCCGUGAUGUUCAUGGAAAAGGCCGGAGGGCCGUGAU